This is a messenger RNA of Nerophis lumbriciformis (worm pipefish), 981 nucleotides long. The record is from RefSeq and is a predicted model, not a curated record. NCBI's taxonomy places the organism in Eukaryota, Metazoa, Chordata, Actinopteri, Syngnathiformes, Syngnathidae.
AUGGAGAGCGUGAACCAAUCAGAGCUCUGCUUUCCACUACUGGCCAACCUGUCCUGCAGGAAGUCCUCGUCGAGCUUUUCGGGGGGUGUUUUUGUGACUUUCGUGCUGCCCUUGGUCAGCAUCCUCACUGUGCUGCUCAACCUGAUUGUCAUCGUCUCAAUCUCCCAUUUCAGGCAACUCCACACUCCCACCAACCUCCUCCUCCUCUCGCUCGCCAUCGCUGAUGCCAUUGUAGGUCUCCUGAUGAUACCGGCACAGAUCUACAGUACCGCAUCCUGCUGGUUGCUCGGUGAUAUUGUGUGUGCUCUGUUCACGCUAAUAAUGGUCUUAGUGACGGCUGCCUCAGUGGGAAACAUGGUGUUGAUAUCUGCCGACCGUUACGUGGCCAUUUGUGAUCCUCUGCGCUAUAAUGUCAAAAUCACUGUGAAAAGAAUUCAACUUUGUGUUUGUCUCUGUUGGUUGUCGUCUCUUAUCGGCUGUUGCAUCAUUUUUAACGACCAACUGACGCAUCCGGGAAAGCUCAACUCUUGCUAUGGGGAGUGUGUAGUGAAUGUUGACAUUGAUGGUGGGAUUAUUGAUGUGAUUUUGUCAUUCAUCCUCCCUCUAAGCAUCAUCAUCACCUUGUACUCACGAGUGUUUGUGGUCGCUCUGUCGCAAGCGCGAGCCGUGCGCAUCCACGCAUACACACGUGGUAUAAUACGGAUGGGUGCGAAGAAAUCCGAGUUGAAGGCGGCCAGGACUCUCGGGGUUCUCGUUCUCGUCUUCCUCGCGUGUUUCUGUCCUUACUAUAUUGAUUCUGUCGUCAAUAACAGCAAAAAAAUCUCUCAGCAGAAGAUUUUUGUUCUCCAUUUAUUUUCUUUCAACUCGUGCGUGAAUCCCUUGAUAUAUGCUUUUUUCUACCCCUGGUUUAGAAAAGCUGUUCGACUUAUUGUCACUCUGCGCAUACUACGGCCUGACUCCCGUGAGGCUAUAGUGCUGUAG